AUCCAUAAGAUCCUGCAGAUUUCGGUGUUGGUGGUGGAGCUCCUGGACACGGGCUCCUCCGUGCUGGUCAGCCUGGAAGACGGCUGGGACAUCACCACGCAGGUUGUCUCCCUGGUGCAGCUGCUGGCGGACCCCUACUACCGGACGCUGGAGGGUUUCCGCCUGCUCGUGGAGAAGGAGUGGUUGUCCUUCGGGCACCGCUUCAGCCACCGCGGGGCCCAGACCCUGGCCGGCCAGAGCAGCGGUUUUGCCCCCAUCUUCCUGCAGUUCCUGGACUGCGUCCAUCAGGUGAGCUCCGAGCGAGCGCCUCGGCUGCCGCCUCUGCACCGGCCGGCUCUCCCCCAGCGCCUCCUGUACGAGGAGAAGGGCGAGCGGAAGAGCCAGCAGGUCUACAAGUCCAUCUGGGAUUACAUCGACCGGCUGAACAAGAAAGCCCCCGUCUUCUUCAACUACAUGUAUGCCCCUGAGGAUGGGGAG
Leptosomus discolor (cuckoo roller) is the source of this 477-nucleotide messenger RNA. The record is from RefSeq and is a predicted model, not a curated record. NCBI's taxonomy places the organism in Eukaryota, Metazoa, Chordata, Aves, Leptosomiformes, Leptosomidae.